AUCAUCAGUUUUAGUAUCAGUCUGACUUUUUCAACAUCAAACAAAGAUAGAUAAACACACACAAAAUGAAGAAUAUACAGAGAAAGCAGCAACGAUCUUCAUCCGUGUUCACUGCGGCGACCUCCUCCGAGCUUCCUCAGUGUUAUAUUUUGUUUCUAGACCUAAAAUUUCGUUUUCGUUAUAAGAGAUGUUCUUUUUGUAUUGAUCUAAUUAGUGAAUAGAGAUUGAUCACAUUUUAAAUUGUAAUGCACGUCUCUUAGAAACUUUUGCUUCGAAUUAGUUUUUUGCUCCUGCAUUUUGGUUGGGAAUGUUACACUUUACUUUCCUAUGAAUUAUUAUAGUGUUUAGUGAAUCUACAGAAAGCCUUCUUCUUCGUCUAUGUACUUGACUACUUUGAAGAAAGUCCGAGCUUCAGAAACAAUGGCUACCUUUCCUAAUCCCAACUCUAAUCCUGGAUUGAAGAAGCUCGACGAGCAUCUUCUUACACGUUAUUACAUUACAGGUCACAAGGCUUCAAAAGAUGAUAUCACCGUCUACGCGGCUCUUUCAAAACCUCCACCAUCGCAGUAUGUGAACGUAUCUCGUUGGUACAACCAUAUCGAGACUCUCUUGGGCAUCUCUGGUAUCUCUUCUCAAGGGAGUGGUGUCAGUUUUGCCACAGAACAUGUGGUUGCUAAUUCUAAUGAUGGUAUGGCUGUGGUGGUUGUUGAUGAUAAUGACCUUGUCGGCGAAGAUGCCGAAAAGGAAAAGAAAACUGCUGAAGAGAGAGCAGCUUCCACAAAGAAUGAAAUAUCUUGGGCGUCGGUUUUAAUAGUCAUCAUACCGACGGAUUGUCAGACCAACAUGAAGAAGCUAGAGGAACGUGUAAGAACUAUUCAAAUGGAAGGACUGAUUUGGGGAGCAUCAAAACUUGUCCAUGUUGGAUAUGGAGUCGAGUUGUUGCGGAUCAUAGCCACCUUGCCUACAAAUGAGGAGAUUGAUGUUUUCGACGUACUCGUCGGUGACUAUAUAUCUUAUUUAGGGCGUUUCGCUGUUGAGACUGCCGGCUUGUAUCAAUAUCUGACUCUUAUCAAGCCAAAUGAUGAGGAAGCCGACAUGAAGAAGCUAGAGGAAACUGUAAGAUCCAUUCAGGUGGCAGGGUUGUUUUGGGGUGCAUCAAAGCUUGUCUCAAUUGAUUAUGGAAUCAAUUUGUUGGGGAUUGAGUGCACAACCGUUGGACACCUUGUUCUUGGACGCCUAGUAGGUUUCAACACCAUUUUCAAAGAGAAAAUAGUGGAUCAUCCGUAUGUCCAGAGCUGUCAAACUCUCAGCUUAAACAGAAUAUGUAACGGAAUCACAGAAGAGGAAUCUGAUUCUAUGGUAUUCUCAAUGGAUAAUGCUGCCGAUGAUGAUGAUGAUGUUAACCUUUUUGGUGAAGAAAGAGCAGCUGGUAACUCAGGGUUAGUGCUUCGAAAGCUGAAAGGUGACAAGCCCGACAUAAAGAAGGUAGAAGAAACUGUAAGAUCCCGUCAUACGGAAGGAGUUGUAUGGGGCACAUCAAAGAUUUACAAUGUUGGCUAUGGAUUCAACUAUUUGCGGACCAUAUUCACCAUUGUUGACGACCAUUUGUGUCUCGAUACUGUCAUUAGAAACACUGGCGGUAUCCCCUUGAACAGAAUAUAGUACCGAGAAAAACCUCCAAGAGGAAGCUUUAUUGGAGAUCUUUUUCUUUUGGAAAAUAUUUUCAAAAUAAAAACAGACCAUUUAAUAAGCUAGAGUAUCAUCACCCUGAUGUAAGGAUUAUAUACAUCUCUGUCAUGAAUUAAUUCAAUAAGU
Molecule: messenger RNA, 1815 nt
Organism: Raphanus sativus (radish)
Lineage: Eukaryota; Viridiplantae; Streptophyta; Magnoliopsida; Brassicales; Brassicaceae
Exons: 14
Coding region: 379-1662 (427 amino acids)
Biological process (GO): translational elongation
Cellular component (GO): cytosol
Molecular function (GO): guanyl-nucleotide exchange factor activity; translation elongation factor activity
Source: RefSeq, a predicted model, not a curated record